This is a messenger RNA of Hibiscus syriacus, 1418 nucleotides long. RefSeq names its product E3 ubiquitin-protein ligase PUB23-like. The coding region runs from base 55 to 1296 and encodes 413 amino acids. The transcript is spliced from 2 exons. Lineage: Eukaryota; Viridiplantae; Streptophyta; Magnoliopsida; Malvales; Malvaceae. The record is from RefSeq and is a predicted model, not a curated record. Gene Ontology annotation, molecular function: ubiquitin protein ligase activity. Gene Ontology annotation, biological process: protein ubiquitination.
GUCAUUCUGCUUCUUGUUUUUUUCCCCUAUAGAAUUAGUAAUACACCAAAAGUUAUGGAUGAAAUUGAGAUUCCUUCUCAUUUUCUUUGUCCGAUUUCGCUUCAACUAAUGAGAGAUCCAGUUGCGAUCUCAACCGGGAUAACAUACGAUAGAGAAAGCAUAGAGCAAUGGUUGUUUUCAUCCAAGAACAAGGUAUGUCCGGUGACUAAACAACCGUUGGACGGGGAUUCAGAUCUAACCCCGAACCAUACUCUUCGUCGCUUGAUCCAAGCAUGGUGCACUCUCAAUGCUUCCCAUGGAAUCGAAAGAAUCCCGACACCCAAGCCUCUGAUCCACAAAACCCAGAUCGCCAAGUUGAUUAAAGAUGCCAACAAGUUCCCUGAGAUGCAAGUCAAAUGCCUUGAAAGCCUCAGAUCAAUCACCCUCGAAGGUGAAAGAAACAGGAGCUGCCUGGAAGCCACCGGUGCAGUUGAGUUUCUUGUAUCGAUCAUCAGGAGUUAUGAUUCGUCGUUUAAAAUGGAGAGCAACCAAUGGUCUGAAGUUAUAAAAGCUUGCGACGAAGCGUUGAGCAUUCUUUAUCAAAUCAAGGUAUCCGAAAGCUGUCUAAAGAGAAUCGUCGACAAUGAUAAUGAGUUUGUGGAGUCUUUAGUUCAAAUCCUGAAAAAUGGUAGCUACCAAUCUCGAGCAUACGCCACGAUUCUAUUGAAUAAUGUCUUCCAAGUGGCGGAUCCAAUCCAUUUGAUCAGCCCUACACCCGAAUUCCUGGCCGAGAUCGUACGCACUUUACGAGACCAGAUCUCUCAACAAGCCACCAAGGCAGCAUUGAAACUCCUAAUGGAGCUUUGUCCAUGGGGAAGAAACAGGAUCAAAGCCGUGGAGGAAGGAGCCGUGUUCGUGUUGGUCGAGCUUCUCCUCGAGAGCUCGAGCAAGCGAGUUUCGGAACUCGCAUUGAUCGUUCUAGAUCAGCUCUGCGGUUGCGCCGAAGGAAGGGCGGAGUUCAUGAUCCACGGAGCGGGGAUAGCGAUGGUGUCGAAGAAGAUAUUUAGGGUUUCGCAUGCGGCAAGCGAGAGGGCGGUGAGGAUACUAUCAUCGAUUUGCAGGUUCUCGGCAACAUCUAGGGUUCUUCAGGAGAUGUUGCAGGUUGGGGUGGUGGCAAAGCUUUGUUUGGUUCUUCAACUUGAUAAUGGUUAUAAGACAAAGGAGAAAGCAAGGGAGAUAUUGAAAUUGCACGCUAGGGUUUGGAGGAACCAUUCUUGUAUCCCUUCUCAUUUGUUGUCUUAUUAUCCAUCUUCUUGAGAUUGGUGCUCUUUUAUUUGAUAGUGUGUGUAGAUAGAUUGAAACAGGCAUGGGGUGAAAUUAAAGCACGUCUCUCCAUGCAACUAAUGUUGGAACUAUGCAAAUUUAUUAGGGAUAAUCAA